UUAUAUGAGUUGCACACAUAAACACUAUUCAAUUCAAUUACAGAGAAAGUGAGAAAAACAGAAACAAAAGCUUCAAACAAACCAUGGAGUCGUUGGAACAACCUAAUAAACCCAACAACGCAAACACUGUCACAACAACCACAAACAAAGAAAAACCAAAACCUAAACGAUUCAUCAAAAGCCAAAUCCCAGAUUCAAUCCUCAACGACCCUCUUCUCAACGCUGCCAUAUCAAUUCUUCCAUCAAACUACAAUUUCGAAGUUCACAAAUGCGUUUGGCGCGUCCUCUCCACCGGCGCUAAGCGCGUCGCACUUCAAUUCCCUGAAGGUCUUCUCAUGUACUCCCUCAUCCUCUCCGAUAUCUUCACCAAAUUCGCCAAUGUCUCUCACUGUUACGUCCUCGGAGAUGUGACCUACGGUGCUUGUUGCAUCGACGAUUUCUCAGCUCUCGCCCUUGGUGCUGAUCUUCUUAUUCAUUACGGUCAUAGUUGUUUAGUACCUAUUGAUUCAACUACUAUUCCUUGUCUUUAUAUUUUUGUGGAUAUUAAGAUUGAUGUUGAUCAUUUUGUUGAUACUGUUAGAUUGAAUUUAGGGUUUCUCGGUAAAAGUAUAAUUCUUGCUGGGACAAUUCAGUUUGCGUCUGGGAUUCGUGCGGUGAAGCCUGAAUUGGAGAAAUUAGGGUUUAGGGUUUUGAUUCCGCAGUCGAAGCCGUUGUCUGCUGGUGAGGUUCUUGGAUGUACUGCGCCGAGGAUAGGGAAGAAGGUGUUGGAGGAUUAUGAGGAGAGUGUUUUGGUGUUUGUUUCAGAUGGGAGGUUUCAUCUUGAAGCGUUUAUGAUAGCAAAUCCGGGGCUUAAGGCUUUUAGAUAUGAUCCUUAUGUGGGGAAGUUGAUUUUGGAGGAAUAUGAUCAUGUUGGUAUGAAGGGGUCGAGGAAAAACGCGAUUUUGAAAGCGGGGGAAGCGAGGAACUGGGGUGUUGUUUUAGGGACUUUGGGAAGGCAAGGGAAUCCUAAGAUUUUGGAGAGAUUGGAAAAGAAAAUGAGUGAUAAAGGGUUUGAUUAUACUGUGGUUUUGAUGUCGGAGUUAAGCCCCACGAGGAUCGCUCUGUUUGAGGAUUCUGUGGAUGCUUGGAUUCAGAUUGCUUGUCCUAGACUCUCUAUUGAUUGGGGAGAGGCUUUUCUUAAGCCGGUUCUUACUCCUUUUGAGGCUGAGAUAGCAUUGGGAUUGAUACCUGGUUGGUGGGAGAAAACUGAGGUGCAAAAACAGGGUUGUGAAGAUGUUCCGGGUUGCAAUAAAAGCGAUUGUUGCUCUAAAGGUAGCUGCGGAGAUGCAAAGGGGACCAAUGAUUUUGGUGGAGAUUAUCCCAUGGACUAUUAUGCUCAAGAAGGAGGAGAUUGGAAUUCCUCUUAUGUGAAAAAGUCUAGUCGUCCUGCUCGGAAAAUUUCUGUAACUUCUGUUGCUAACAGUGUCAUUUCUCAAUAGUCUUAAAUUUGCCUAGUUUUUUAUUGUAAUACUUUUAUAAUUUUGCUCCAAAAGUUGAUUCAAUGGCUUAUUGUUUUGUUAUUAGCUUAGCCAUUUUUGACAUGUAGACAAUGUUGCCUAUUCUUUGUUUAUAAGAUAUUCUGCUAUAAAGGGUAAA
Molecule: messenger RNA, 1635 nt
Organism: Lathyrus oleraceus (garden pea)
Lineage: Eukaryota; Viridiplantae; Streptophyta; Magnoliopsida; Fabales; Fabaceae
Exons: 1
Coding region: 84-1478 (464 amino acids)
Biological process (GO): protein histidyl modification to diphthamide
Molecular function (GO): 2-(3-amino-3-carboxypropyl)histidine synthase activity
Source: RefSeq, a predicted model, not a curated record